GCCAGGGCAGGGCUCACACGGACAGGGCAGGGCUCACACAGACAUAGCAGGGCUCACACAGACACGGCAGGGCUCACACAGACACGGCAGGGCUCACAUGGCCAUGGCAGGGCUCACACGGACACGGCAGGGCUCACACGACCACAGGGAGGGGACCCCCAUCACAGGCACAGGCACAUGGCCACAGCCCUGCCAAGCUCUGGGAGCUCUGCACAGCCAGCAAUCCCCUCCUGCAGCACCCUGCACGUUCCCGUGUCCGAGGUGGUGCCCACACAUCCCCACACACCCUCAUUCCAUGAAGCUGAGGCUCCUGCUCCCCUGCACACCCGCAAUUCCAGCUCAGCCUGCACGCAGCACGGGCCAGACCGCCCCGGGUGACGCGCUCACCCAGGGAAUCACCUUCCAGGCUCCCCUUGAAGCUCACAAGGCUCCAAACACACUCCCAAAGCUCCAAAGGGCUGGUCUGAGGUGGGGAACAUGCCAGGGAGCUCAGGGCAGGCGGGGAAGGGCUGCUGAGCGCUCUGUCGUGCAGGUGGUGCGGAGGUGCCUGGAGCUGGGAGCAGCCUCGGCGCGGUUCGUCAGCGGCACCAUGGAGGACACGGCCUUCGCCCAGCACGUGGUGAGGGAGGCCCAGACCUCGCUGGGAGGCCUUGACAUGCUGAUCCUGAACCACGUCGGCGCAUCCUACUUUGGCUUUUUUGAUGGGGACGUUGAGCACGUCCGAAAGCUCCUGGAAAUCAACUUCCUCAGCUACGUGGCCAUGACCACGUCAGCCCUGCCCAUGCUGAAGGAGAGCGAGGGCAGCAUUGUGGUGGUUUCAUCCAUGGCAGGUAAAGUCGGGUUUCCCUUUACCGUCCCCUACUCUGCGACUAAGUUUGCCCUGGAUGGAUUUUUCAGCUCCCUGAGGCAGGAAUUCACCAUUCAGAACAUUAAUGUUUCCAUCACGCUCUGCAUCCUCGGCUUCAUCGAUACCGGUAAGAGCAGCUCUGUUGUGUCCCUGCUCAGGGCUGAGCAUCCCCCUCCCAGCUCCUCCGCCACCACCCCACCCUCUCCCACUGCU
Messenger RNA from Cyanistes caeruleus (blue tit), 1060 nucleotides. The record is from RefSeq and is a predicted model, not a curated record. Lineage: Eukaryota; Metazoa; Chordata; Aves; Passeriformes; Paridae.